CUCCGAGAUUCCUGUAAACCUGUUACCUAACAAGGUCAGCGUCACUUAGCUGUUCUCACCCUCUAAUGGGAACACUGGCCAGGGAUUAAAGCCCAGACCGCCAUCCCCAGGAAGACGUCGGGGGCCUCCAACUGGGAACCCUCCACACUCUCUUCAAGUGACUCAACAGCAGCACCAACAGUCGCAAUGAAAAUUCUAAUCUCUUUCCUCCUUCUGUUGCUGCCACUAAUGCUGAUGCCUGUGGUCACUAGCAGCCCAAAUCCAGGGGUCGCCAGAGGCCAUCGGGACGAUCGCCAGGCUCCUAAGAGGUGGCUCCCCGAAGAAGGCCAAGAAUGUAAGUGCAAAGACUGGUUCCUGAGAGCCCCUAAAAGAAAAAUCAUGACAGUGCCUGAGAUGCCAAAGAAGCAGUGUCCCUGUGAUCAGUACAAGGCCCGUGUGAAGAAAACCAGGCACCAAAGGCACCACAGGAAGCCAAACAAGCACUCCAGAGCCUGCCAGGAAUUUCUCAAACAAUGUCAGCUAGCAAGCUUUGCUCUGCCAUUGUAGGACCUCUGAGGGCUCGCUCUCCCAAUGAAACAUUCUCAGUCAAGAUGAUAGUGAGCACACCUAGAGGAUGUUCUUCUCUCACUUCUAGCUCACCCUCCGUGUCCCCUCUCCAGUGUUCUCACAAAGCAUUUUCCCCGAGAUUAUUGCUCCCUCUGGUGCCCUCUUCUCUUGUCAGUCUUUUCCUGUGCCCUGCUCUCUCUCCCCUUUCCCGGGCUUAAGCUUAAUUACCUGAAAGAAACCUGGAAACCCUGGCUUCUUAACUGGUCCCAAAUGACCUUAAAUAUAACCAGGCAAGUAGCAAGCAGAAGUCAAUAAAUAUUUUUAAAUGUAAUAAGUCAAAAUCAUUUCUUUCAAAUGGGGUCUGGCAACUCAUUCAAUCCCCACUCUAGCCUGUUUACUGCAAAUUCUACCCAGAUUCUACACACACUUCUCCCCACCCCCAGCCUCACUCUUCCUCUCCACUGCCCAAUUUUUUAAUGCUUUUACCCAUUUAACAAACCUUUUUGAGGUAAGAGCUAAGUGGGGCAAAGAAAGCAGGUAUAGCAACGAAUCCGACAUGAUCUUACUAAAGACAAUGUAGGUUAAAGAAAAACAAAAAAACCCUGGCACAGCCUCCCAACACAUAAAAUGCCUUCAAUAUUUAUGAUUCUUCUUAUCAUCAUCAUUAUCGUUAAUGGUCGUUGCACUCUGUGAGUUUCCAAUCUAGUACAGAAAACACAUGUUCAUGGGCGCCUGGGUGGCUCAGUUGUUAAGCGUCUGCCUUUGGCUCGGGUCGUGAUUCCAGGGUCCUGGGAUCGAGCCCUGCAUCGGGCUCUCUGCUAGGCAGGAAGCCUGCUUCUCCCUCUCCUACUCCCCCUUCUGUGUUUCCUCUCUCGCUGUCUCUCUUUGUCAAAUAAAUAAAAUCUUUAAAAAAAAGAAAGAAAGAAAAGGAAACACAUAUUCAUAACCACAGUUCAAGGCUAGAGAGAUGGUGUGGAAGAUCUCAAAUGCCACUGAAAAGGGCUUCAAGCUGUAAAAAUGGGAGGGUGUCAUUUUUUUAACAUGGAAAUAAAAUGAUCAAAGCAAUAAUAUAAGGAUAUUAAACUGGCAGCCAUUUGAAAGGAUGAAUAAAGAGGAAAAGAUUAUUAAAACAUAU
Molecule: messenger RNA, 1681 nt
Organism: Zalophus californianus (California sea lion)
Lineage: Eukaryota; Metazoa; Chordata; Mammalia; Carnivora; Otariidae
Gene: CXCL17
Product: C-X-C motif chemokine ligand 17
Exons: 4
Coding region: 187-546 (119 amino acids)
Biological process (GO): macrophage chemotaxis; positive regulation of monocyte chemotaxis; positive regulation of macrophage chemotaxis
Source: RefSeq, a predicted model, not a curated record